Teleopsis dalmanni is the source of this 1780-nucleotide messenger RNA. RefSeq names its product glutamine synthetase 1, mitochondrial (gene Gs1). Lineage: Eukaryota; Metazoa; Arthropoda; Insecta; Diptera; Diopsidae. The record is from RefSeq and is a predicted model, not a curated record. The coding region runs from base 350 to 1561 and encodes 403 amino acids. Gene Ontology annotation, molecular function: glutamine synthetase activity. The transcript has a single exon. Gene Ontology annotation, cellular component: cytoplasm.
AUUUUGCACAUUUUGGAUUGAACCAAAAAAAAAAUUAUCAAAAAUCCCACCACGAAUUUAAACAAACAGAAAUUUGAUGUUUGUGAGAAAAUCAAAGAAAAGUGAAAUGUACUAAGACCAAAGAAUCAGAAAAGAUACAUCUUUAAGCGCGUACGCAUACAACUUGCAAAUUUAACCUUAACGUAUUCAAAUGUCCUUGACAUCCUGCAUCCUUUGAGUGCCAAAACACAUAACUGAAUAUUUUAAAAAAAAUUGCAACGGCAGAAAAUAAGUGAAUUUUAAAUUUUACAUAAAAGAAUAUACAGUUAAUACAAUUUUAUAAAAAAAAGUUCCAUAAAAUAAAAUAAAAAUGGCUUUACGUUGUGCUGGUCUAUUUCUUAGCAAAGAACUUAGUGCUUCUUCACAGAUUGCCAAACAAUUCCGUCAAUUGCACAUAAGUACAGCUUGUGCUGGUUCAAAUUUUUUGAAGGACUCACCAAAUACCGCAUUGGACAAAUCCAUACUGGAACGUUACCGUAAAUUGGAGACUCCAGCCAAUCGCGUACAAGCCACCUAUCUCUGGAUUGAUGGCACAGGCGAACAUAUACGUUUGAAGGAUCGCGUAUUAGACAAAAUUCCCACCAGUGUCAAUGACUUACCUAAAUGGCAGUACGAUGGAAGUUCCACAUAUCAAGCUGCAGGCGAGAAUUCUGAUACCAUACUCGCGCCACGUGCUAUUUAUCGUGAUCCCUUCAAGCCAGGCCAAAAUGAUAUUAUAGUAAUGUGUGAUACUUACAAUGCCGAUGGUAAGCCCACAAAGUCAAAUAAACGUGCCGCUUGCCAGGCAGCUAUUGAAAAAGCCGAUGCUGAAGAACCAUGGUUUGGUAUUGAACAGGAAUAUACUUUACUCGAUGUUGAUGGUCGCCCAUUUGGCUGGCCAGCUAACGGCUACCCUGCACCACAAGGUCCUUAUUAUUGUGGUGUAGGUGCCGAUCGUGUUUAUGCACGUGAUCUCGUUGAAGCACAUGCCAUUGCUUGCUUAUAUGCUGGCAUUGAUUUUGCUGGUACCAAUGCUGAAGUAAUGCCUGCACAAUGGGAAUAUCAGGUUGGACCAAGUCUAGGUAUGAAAGCCGCUGAUGAUUUAUGGGUUUCACGUUACAUUUUACAUCGCAUUGCUGAAGAAUAUGGCGUUGUUGUCACAUUGGAUCCUAAACCCAUGAAAGGUCAAUGGAAUGGAGCUGGUGCACAUACUAAUUUCUCAACAAAAGCUAUGCGCGCCAAUGGUGGUAUGAAAGCUAUUGAAGCUGCUAUUGAAAAACUUAGCAAACAGCAAGAAAGACAUAUACGCGCAUAUGAUCCCAAAGAGGGUAAAGACAACCAACGUCGUUUGUUGGGCGCUUUAGAGACCUCAAGUAUUGAUAAAUUUUCUUGGGGCGUUGCUAAUCGCGGUGUCAGUGUGCGUAUACCACGUGGUGUUGCCGAUGCUGGCAAAGGUUACUUUGAGGAUCGUCGUCCAAGUUCGAACUGCGAUCCAUAUGCAGUGUGUGAUGCACUUAUCAGAACCUGCUUACUAAAUGAAUAGAUUCUUACUUAAAUUUUGCUAAGCGCGUAAGCGUUCCCGUUGCGAUUGUGACGAUUGUGUAAGAAUGUUGCAUGAAAAGUAUUUUUUGGUGAAUUUGACCGAUUUGAAAAUUUAUUUUGAGAAAGUGUUAAGAGAAUACGUGCAAAACUAAUGAAAAAAUUUAAAAAAAAAUAUUAUUUUAAAUCAAGUAAAAUAUUAAUUAAUAAGCAAACAAAGAAA